This is a messenger RNA of Sclerotinia borealis F-4128, 1425 nucleotides long. Lineage: Eukaryota; Fungi; Ascomycota; Leotiomycetes; Helotiales; Sclerotiniaceae. The record is from the annotation of a GenBank genome assembly.
AUGGCUGCAUCACUUUUCCGGCAGGCGGGGCGCACAGCUGCCAAAUGCUCGUUGCGACCCACUACCACACUCCGUCCCUCAACAUCAAGAGCUUCAAUCCGAGCAUUUUCAGCACUCCCAGCACGCAGAUACGCAGAGCCAUAUCAGGGCACAAGAUUAGUUCCUACCGAUGAACAUUUCACAGCAUCAAACCAUCCAGAUAAUGUCAACAUUGCCUCCGAUUCGAGUCUGCACGAAGGCGAACAUGUGGAGAAGAGGAAGAUUCGGCAUUAUACUGUGAACUUUGGUCCUCAACAUCCGGCUGCUCACGGUGUGUUGCGGUUAAUUUUGGAGCUCAAUGGAGAGGAAAUCGUUCGAUCGGAUCCUCAUGUCGGUUUAUUGCAUCGUGGAACCGAGAAGUUGAUCGAAUAUAAGACAUAUCUCCAGGCCUUGCCAUACUUUGAUCGAUUGGACUACGUUUCUAUGAUGACCAAUGAGCAAUGUUUCUCUUUGGCUGUUGAGAAGCUGUUAAACGUUGAGAUCCCUGAGAGAGCGAAGUGGAUUCGAACACUUUUUGGUGAAAUCACUAGAAUCUUGAAUCAUCUUAUGUCGAUUUUGUCUCACGCAAUGGAUGUUGGUGCUCUCACACCUUUCUUGUGGGGGUUUGAAGAACGUGAGAAGCUUAUGGAAUUCUAUGAACGAGUUUCAGGAGCUCGCCUGCACGCUGCAUAUGUUCGUCCAGGUGGCGUCCAUCAAGAUAUUCCAGUUGGCCUCCUUGACGAUAUCUAUCAAUGGGCCACUCAAUUCAGUGAUCGUAUUGAUGAGACAGAGGAACUACUCACUGAUAAUAGAAUUUGGAUUGGACGAACAAAGGGAGUGGGUGUCGUUUCAGCCGCUGAUGCUCUGAACUUAAGUUUCACUGGUGUCAUGCUUCGAGGAAGUGGUGUUCCAUGGGAUGUUCGUAAGAGUCAGCCUUAUGACGCAUAUGAUCAAGUCGAGUUCGAUGUUCCAGUUGGUGUCAACGGUGAUUGUUAUGACCGAUAUCUUUGCAGAAUGGAGGAAUUUAGACAAUCCCUGCGAAUUAUCCACCAAUGUUUGAAUAAGAUGCCAGCUGGACCGAUCCGGGUAGAAGACUACAAGAUCUCGCCACCACCUCGUGCUGCGAUGAAGGAGAAUAUGGAGGCGCUGAUUCAUCACUUUUUGCUAUUUACCAAGGGAUACACUGUUCCACCUGGAGAGACGUAUUCCGCAAUUGAGGCGCCAAAGGGUGAAAUGGGUGUGUUCGUUGUAAGUGACGGAAGUGAAAGACCAUACCGAUGCAAGAUUCGUGCACCAGGUUUUGCUCACUUAGGUGGAUUCGAUCAAAUUUCAAGAGGACAUUUGCUUCCCGACGCCGUUGCUAUCAUUGGUACUAUGGAUUUGGUCUUCGGAGAAGUUGAUCGGUAG